Molecule: messenger RNA, 1523 nt
Organism: Dreissena polymorpha
Lineage: Eukaryota; Metazoa; Mollusca; Bivalvia; Myida; Dreissenidae
Exons: 2
Coding region: 217-969 (250 amino acids)
Source: RefSeq, a predicted model, not a curated record
AGUAUAAUUUCUUUACAUGAAUAGAGCGGGUUGGGACUGAAACAAAAGUUAAAGCAUCGUAAAUAAAUUGCUGGCCAUAACAGAAUUACGGAUGUCGAAUAUCAGAUAUCUACCAUUUUUUCUCAAAUGCUUUGAUUUUGAAGCGCGGAUUAUUGUAUAUUGAAUUUAAAUAGUGAUAGUUGUGAUUUUCUGUUAUACAGCUCGAAGGCAGUGCCAAUGGCCAGGCCAUUAGUUGUGCGUAGCGCCCCACCGCGACGACACGCGCCUUAUCUGACGUCAUCACGUGACUUCAUCGUUACCCGCUACAUGCAACGCCCUCCGUUAAUCAUGCCAAACUACGGUAAAAAGAAAACCACCCUUGGAGUACCAAAAACAAGCCUGGCCAGAGUGCUUCUCUACGACAACAUUACGCAACAACAUAUGCUUGAUGUUAAAUUGGCUAACAUUAAAAUCGAGAAGCAGCGUCAGGAAAAUCUGCUAAAGAUGCACAAACGGGCUUUUAGCGUCCAGUGCGAAAAACGUAACCGAAAAUGCCAGAAAACGCUAGACACGAACGAGAAAACGAAUAAGCAGAUAAAUUUACCGCUUCUACGUCAUCAGCAGUCGACAACGGCAACGAGUGACGUUACUCCUCUCAUGCGGCGAAUGAGCACGUUCACUCUGAGUGACGUCCACCUGCCCAGGAUAGGGAAUUGUAGUAAACACAUUCUAUUAAAGUUGAAGACCCAGAGUGGACGUCGCCGGGUGUUCCACACUUACGACGAAAGCGGUAUCUUCGCAGACGUUGUACCAGUCACCGCCAUCUAUCCCGACGUCAAAGACGACCCAAGGUUCCAGAACUUAAGAACUACCCUCAUAUCCCCUUUAGUGGAGGACACCGUCGGAUUCGCGAUACUGAGUCCCAGCUUUGUCAAACAGUACCCUUCUAUACCAGAACAUUUACUGGGUGAUGAGGCAAAGCAAAAAUAAUGUAUAGUAGGGAUGAUGAGGCAAAUGGGAAAUGACGUAUAGUAUAUAGUGUAAACUCAAUAUGUUCGACUCGGCUACGUCAAAUACACAUGUAUACGAUUGUGAAGUCGAUGCGGAGAUUCACUAUCAAAACGUGUGUUCAUGUGUUGAUCAUUAUUUGCAUCAUUACAUUUGGUGCUGGAAUGUAAAUUGCGCAAGUAGUAAUAAAGAACGUUAAGUUUUCAUUUUCAAAUAUUUUUUUUUCAACAAUCACAUAAGAUAGUGUAUUUGUCAACCUUUGCCAGUUCCUCAACGAUCUGAUAAUCUUAUAAAUAGUAAUUAAAGGGAUCCUUAUAUCAAAGCCCAUUUUGCAUUCUCACCGACUCCUUAACGAGGUUCAUGUAUCUCAUCACAUGCUAGCGUCGGGAAAAUAACAGCCAUGUGAUCGAAAUCACAUCAUGUGGGAUAAACUAAAAGCAAAAACUUGCUAUUGAAUUGCGUCGUGUUGUUUAAUUGUGUUGUUGUUGUUGUUGCAUAUGUUCGUCCGUUCUAAAUACAUUUUCUAGAAUAGUACG